AUGUCGGCCGUGGACCAACUCAAGCAGCAGAAUGCUGCGCUGCAAUCAAGUAUUGGAAACAUUUCCAAAGUCGCUGGAUCGACCGCGACGAAGCCGGCUUCUACGACUCCGGCAAAGACAGCGACGUCGGCUACCAAAGCUACCCCUGUGAAGAAGCCUGUUGCGACAGCUACGGAUACCGCAGGAUCAGCUGCUGCACCAGCGAAGAGAGUACCGAGGAAGCUCAAUGCAGCGGGCGCGUCGGCUUCAACGCCAGCAAAGACCACGCCCGUGAAAGCGACCCCGGCAGCAUCCUCAACACCAGUAAAGAAGCCCGUAACCGCUGCUCCAGCAGGCAAACCCGCCUCUACCACCACACCCGUGAAGAAAACGCCCGUCACGACAGGCAAAACACCCGUCAGCGAAGCCUCCAAGCCCGCCCGCCAACGCACCCCCCUCGGCACCACAAAGCCCCUGCCCAUACGCAAGAACCCCACAACCGGUGCCGCGCAAUCGCAGCCCGCAAGCGCAGUCAGCAAGGCGCCCGUGAAGAAGACAAGCGCCGCCGCAACAUCUUCUCCCGUUGCAAAGACCACUCCGGCAGCGAAAGCAAGCCCCGUCAAGCGCACACCCACCAAGGUAAACCCCGACGGCACAGCGCCCACCAAAGUAAACAUCGACGGUACCUACCCAACCCCUCUUGACGUAAUACUAGCUCAUCCCGCUCCAGGCCAACCUACUCCUCAGUCUACCAUCGCUACCGCGAAGAAACAGCCGGGUAUCGUGGGUAAAAGUGUUAACACGGCUACGGGCACGCUGAAUAAGACUGUUGGGACGACGACGGGUGGUUUGAACACCGUUACCGAUUCUGUGACUACGGGUGUGAAUAACACGGUUGGUGGCGUGACGGGGUAUGCGGGCAAAGGACUGGAUAAGUUGCCGGGUGGUGUGGGCAAGCCGGUCAAGCAUGUAACCGAUAAUGUGGGUAAGACGGCGACGGGCGCGGUGGAUAACGCGUAUUACACUGUUGGGUCUGCGACCAAGGGGCUGCAGGGCACGGUUAGUAAGACGACGGGGGCGAUUGGUAGGGGUGAUGCGAAGGGGACUGUUGCUGGGGCGAGCAGUGGUGUUGGCAACACAGUAACAGGCGUAGGCAAAGGCGUCGGCAACACCGUCGGCGACGGGCUCGCUGGCCUGGGCAACACUGUCGGCGGUCCCGUCGGCGGCGUCGUCGGCAACGUGGGCAAAGGUGCUAACAACGCUGUUGGCGGCAUCACCAGCGGCGUCGGCGACGGCGUUAGUAAGCUCGGCAAGGGCGAUGUGAUUGGUGGCGUAAGCAGUACGCUGGGUGGUGUAGGAAAGGGUGUGGGUGGCCUGUUGGGCGGUAUCACGGGGUAUGGAGAGGAUAAGGAGAAAUGA
Messenger RNA from Alternaria arbusti, 1398 nucleotides. RefSeq lists its product as uncharacterized. The record is from RefSeq and is a predicted model, not a curated record. NCBI's taxonomy places the organism in Eukaryota, Fungi, Ascomycota, Dothideomycetes, Pleosporales, Pleosporaceae. The coding region runs from base 1 to 1398 and encodes 465 amino acids. The transcript has 3 exons.